AAAGCGCUAGUAAGUAAAUGAAUAAUCUCAUCUUCACUUCAAUUCUCGCUUUUUCCUAGGAGCAGAGCCGUAAUAUAUGGCGCCAGAACGAGGCUGGCGCAGGCUGCAUAUAACAAUGAUGCCGUAUGAUUGGUGAAAAGUACGUGGAAUCCCCCACCAUCUAUCCGAAAACACAAUUGGAUGAAAGUCGUGUAUGCAGUGCGGCUGAGCGCCCAUGGAUUCUAUUAUGCUGCUACCCAAUGUUGCGCAUCAUCCUUCAUUCUCUCCAUUUUUGCGCGGCGUGCCGAUUACUCUUUGACAGGAUCUUCUCCAAAUAGACGCGAUCAGGGAAGAUAGACUGUACCGUCAGGUGGGUUGCGACUCUUUGCGAUUUGUAGCGUUUCAAACGAGCUGACCUAUUCAGGCGAAAAGGAAGCCAGCGAUACUCUCAGUCAGAGAACAUUCGACAGCUAGACACCAGCUACCCACUGUAGCUUGUUUGACAUCCGAAAAACCCUGCGGGCGAACAUGUCGCAACCUGGCGACUACACAGUCGGCUGGAUAUGCGCAAUAAGAGUCGAAUACGUUGCCGCGCAAGUGUUCCUCGACGAAGAACAUGAGGGCCCAGCGUCUGUGUCUCAGCACGACAACAACAGCUAUACGCUGGGCAGGAUUGGGAAACACAAUGUUGUCAUCGCCACUCUGCCUUUUGGAGAAUAUGGGACGACCUCUGCUGCAACCGUUGCCAGAGACAUGAUACACUCUUUCCCAAACAUAAGAGUCGGGCUGAUGGUGGGCAUUGGCGGUGGCGCUCCAAGUGAAAGCCACGAUAUCCGUCUUGGCGAUAUCAUACCACCAACUGCAUUAUUAACUGCGCUGGUUGGGCUUCAGUGUCGCUACGAGAGAUAUGGCCACAAGCUUGAGGAAGCCGUUGAUGAUGUACUCGAAAAGAAUAAGAAGCUGAAACGUCGAUAUAAACGACCAAACACAAACAAUGAUAGGCUUUAUCGAUCAGAAGUCGUUCAUCCACAAACGAAUGAGGGCUGUGCAGCUGUCUGCGAUCCAUCGGGCUUAGUUCUGCGAUCUGAAAGGGACGAGGAUGAAGAUAAUCCCGCCAUUCAUUACGGCCUGAUUGCGUCGGCAAACCAGCUCAUGAAAAAUGCCUUGCAUCGCGAUAGCCUUGCCGCAGAGAAGGAUGUGCUGUGUUUUGAGAUGGAGGCCGCCGGACUGAUGAAUCAUUUCCCCUGCCUUGUUAUCCGCGGAAUCUGUGAUUAUUCGGAUUCGCAUAAAAAUAAAGAGUGGCAGGGCUAUGCAGCUAUGAUAGCCGCAGCAUACGCAAAAGAUCUUCUUUAUCAAGUACCAUUACAUACGGUUCAAGCUGAGAAGAAAUUAAGCGAUGUCCUCUCUGGUAAGUUGAACAUUCUAUUGCUGUAUUAGUUACACAUAUUAACUUUAUAUCUAGGCUUGUAUGAGGCUAUAGAACAGCACAGUAACUCUCUACAAAAGAGCCUCCAAGCCCAAGAAGGUCUAGCACAGAAGAAGCUAUCUGAGAAAGAGC
Trichoderma atroviride IMI 206040 is the source of this 1537-nucleotide messenger RNA. NCBI's taxonomy places the organism in Eukaryota, Fungi, Ascomycota, Sordariomycetes, Hypocreales, Hypocreaceae. The record is from RefSeq and is a predicted model, not a curated record.